CUUUCGCUAUACGACCUGAGUUCGCUUCAGGCAGCCGCCGCUCUCUCUCUCUCCCGCGUCCGUCCCACCUUCGCAAGCCAGCCACCUCCCUGAGAGGCCUGACCGUGAUUUCGGCGUGGCAUCCAAAGGCGGUCAAGAUUCGAGAGGCCGGAGGAACCAAGCGUAGGGCCUCCGACCCCACGUCGUCGUCCGCGCGCGCCGCCCGCCGCCGCAGGGAGAUGGGGGCCGAUUACUACAAGGUCCUCGGCGUCGACCGCGGCGCCAGCGACGACGACCUCAAGAAGGCCUAUCGGAAGCUCGCCAUGCGAUGGCACCCCGACAAGAACUCCACCAAUAAGAAGGAGGCAGAAACCAAGUUCAAGGAGAUCUCUGUGGCAUACGAGGUCCUUAGCGAUCCCAAGAAACGUGCAAUCUAUGAUCAGCUAGGGGAAGAAGGGCUCAAGGGGCAGCCGCCCCCAGGAGCAGGAGGUCCUGGCACAUCUCCCUUCUUCCCUGGCGGGGCUCAUUCCACCGCUCACCAUUUUAACCCGAGGAGCGCGGACGAUAUAUUUAAAGAGUUCUUUGGAUCCCCUGGCAUGGGUGGCAUGAGAACGGAACCAGGAUUUCAAAGGUCAAUGUUUGGCAACGAUAUCUUCUCUUCGCGCUUCCGCGCUGAGGGUUCCACCAGUAUGCAGCAGCCAUUGCGCAAGGCAGCUGCAAUUGAGAAUCCACUUCCAGUCGGCCUUGCAGAUCUCUACAAGGGUGUGACAAAAAAGAUGAAAAUCUCAAGAGAGACUAUUGAUGCCAGCGGGAGAAUCUCAAACACAGAGGAUAUUCUGACAAUACAAGUAAAGGCUGGUUGGAAGAAGGGAACAAGGAUUACAUUUCCUGACAAGGGAAAUGAAGCUCCAAAUAUGAAACCUGCUGAUAUUGUUUUCAUCAUUGAUGAGAAGCCCCAUGAUGUUUUCACUCGGGAGGGAAAUGAUCUUGUCGUGACUGAGAAGAUCUCACUGGUGGAAGCACUGACUGGCUAUACCGCACGUGUCACUACGCUUGACGGGCGGAGCCUAUCAUUGCACAUCAACUCAAUAAUCCAUCCAAAGUACGAAGAGGUGAUGCCUGGAGAGGGCAUGCCAGUGCCCAAGGACCCCACAAAGAAGGGAAAUCUGCGGAUUAAGUUCAACAUAAUGUUCCCCUCUAGGCUGACUUCUGAUCAGAAGGCCGGGAUCAAGAGGCUAUUGGGUUCUUAGGCCGCCACCUCAAAUGACAUCUUCUUUAUGAUGAAAGUUGUUUGUGAAUAUUGCCAGUAAUUUGUUUGUCACAGUUUAGUUUUUUAAAGUGGUGCCCUUAGUUUUGCCGAUGUCCUC
Messenger RNA from Zea mays, 1346 nucleotides. Its product is annotated as dnaJ protein. Bases 219 to 1229 code for a protein of 336 amino acids. Gene Ontology annotation, molecular function: protein-folding chaperone binding. The transcript is spliced from 3 exons. NCBI's taxonomy places the organism in Eukaryota, Viridiplantae, Streptophyta, Magnoliopsida, Poales, Poaceae. Gene Ontology annotation, cellular component: cytosol. The record is from RefSeq and is marked provisional.